Drosophila mojavensis is the source of this 1921-nucleotide messenger RNA. RefSeq names its product AP-3 complex subunit mu-1 (gene carmine). The record is from RefSeq and is a predicted model, not a curated record. Gene Ontology annotation, cellular component: clathrin adaptor complex; cytoplasmic vesicle. Bases 140 to 1387 code for a protein of 415 amino acids. Lineage: Eukaryota; Metazoa; Arthropoda; Insecta; Diptera; Drosophilidae. The transcript is spliced from 6 exons. Gene Ontology annotation, biological process: intracellular protein transport; endocytosis.
GUAAUCUACGUUUGUUUAGUAUUUCUACAUUUACUCAACACGUAAACAAUUUUUUUCGUUUUUUUUUUUGUUUGCAAAAAGCCAAGCGUUUGCUUAAACAUAUGCCGACAUAGUUAACCAAGAGCAACAAUAACAAAAUAUGAUACACAGCCUGUUCAUAGUUAAUAACAGCGGCGAAGUCUUUUUAGAGAAGCAUUGGCGUUCCGUUGUCUCUCGCUCCGUUUGCGAAUACUUUCUCGAUGCACAGCGUGCCGCUCCCUACGAUGUGCCGCCCGUUAUUGCCACGCCCCACUACUAUCUGAUCACUGUACAGCGGGAUAGCGUCUCCUUGGUCGCUGCCUGCAAGCAGGAGGUGCCACCUUUGUUUGUCAUCGAAUUUCUGCAUCGUGUGGUGGACACCUUCCAGGACUAUUUCAGCGAUUGCUCCGAGUCUGUGAUCAAGGAUAACUAUGUGGUUGUCUAUGAGCUGCUCGACGAGAUGCUUGACAAUGGCUUCCCCCUGGCCACCGAGAGCAACAUACUCAAGGAGCUGAUUAAGCCACCGAACAUAUUAAGAACCAUUGCAAAUACAGUCACCGGCAAGAGCAACGUCAGCACUAUUUUGCCAUCCGGUCAGCUGUCGGCCAUACCCUGGCGCCGCAGCGGCGUGCGGUAUACCAACAACGAGGCCUACUUUGAUGUCAUCGAGGAGGUGGAUGCAAUCAUUGACAAAUCCGGCUCAACGGUCUUCUCUGAGAUACAGGGACACAUUGACUGUUGCAUCAAGCUGUCGGGCAUGCCGGACCUAACGCUCUCCUUUAUGAAUCCGCGUCUCUUUGACGAUGUCUCAUUUCAUCCUUGCGUACGCUUCAAGCGCUGGGAGGCCGAGCGUCUGCUCUCCUUCAUACCGCCCGAUGGCAAUUUCCGUCUAAUGUCCUAUCAUAUUAGCUCGCAAUCGGUUGUGGCUAUACCCAUCUAUAUACGGCACAAUUUCUCAAUAAAGACGGGCGAGCAGGGGCGUUUGGAUCUCACAAUCGGGCCACGCAACACACUUGGACGGACCGUGGACAAGGUGAAGCUGGAGCUAACGAUGCCCAGGUGUGUGCUGAACUGCCUGCUAACACCCAAUCAGGGCAAAUACACAUUCGAUUCGGUGAGCAAAACGCUUGCCUGGGAUGUCGGACGCAUCGAUGUGUCGAAGCUGCCCAACAUACGAGGAUCGGUCUCAUUAACACCUGGCACACCGAACAUCGAUGCCAAUCCCUCCAUCAAUGUGCAAUUCCAAAUCUCUCAGCUCGCUGUAUCCGGUUUGAAGGUGAAUCGAUUGGACAUGUACGGCGAGAAAUACAAGCCCUUCAAGGGCGUCAAAUACUUAACCAAAGCGGGCAAAUUCCAGGUGCGCAUGUAGCUGCACGCUCCACAUGCUACACAUGCCACGCCCAGCCCACACGCCCCCUCUACUCAGCUUUAAUUAAGUGUAAAACAAAUCGAAGGAAACUCAAAUGUAUUGUGCUGCUCUUUCUAUUUUUUUUUUUUUUUUUUUUUUUUGCUAUGCCAUCAUAAUAGAAUAGGGAAAAAGAUCAUGAAAAAGAAUAGGAAAAGCCCGCGUGUUUAUUGUAUUCAUCCCAAUUCGUGCUUAUCUCUGUGCUAGUUUUAUUUUACAAUCUCUCUCUGUACUUGAGCAGCCCAAGCGAAACUAUCCUAUGCAGCUCAUUAGAGGGUAUAUUAAUGCUAAAAAUAAGAAACUAAAGUGCAUUGUAUUAAACAUUAUUUUAUCAUUCUUUUACAAACUAAGUUCUUGAUAAGCCCUUUGUUUUUGUUUUUUUUUCUUCUUUUUUUUUUUAAAUAUCAUUCCUUUGCUUGCCUUAUAAAUAAUAAUAUUUGACUAUUAUGUGUACACUUAUAGCAAGGGUCAAUGAAUAAAGAUGUUCCGUGAAAUUUA